UUAAGCAAUUGAGCUUAUUUGCGAUUUAUUUAUUUUUCGCUUUUGUGCUUUUUGUUUUUGUAAAUAAUCAUCACAACAAUCGCUUAUGUGCUCUCAGCGCUCAAACUGAAUCGCAACGAUCUGCCAUAUGUGGUCAAAAUUAGUCGCAAAAAAUUUUGAAAUGAUUAAAACAAAAACAAAAAAAGGCAGCAGUAGUUAUGAGAAAACGAAUAUGUUGGUGAAAAAGCCCACAGGCCGCCAAGAGGCGCGCACCGCACAAUAGCUAAAAGCUGAAACGGCAAAAUCAGCAAAUCUCAAGCGAAUUACGAAUAGUAUCUGAUCUAUCUUUGUAUCUGUCGGUUGGUUGGUUGGCUGGCUAGCUAGCUACAUACUUGUAGUUGUUCCGGUCAGAUUUUCAGUUGUCCGUUGGAGCUAUUGUAUAAACCGCGAGUGAAGCGUACGCUAAUCGAGCGAUGUGCAGCUAUAACCUUAAUAGUAUAUAAUAUUUCCAAAAAGUAAUUAUAAAAAAUAUUUAUAAUUAAUAUACAAAAAGUGUCAUCGACGCAACCAACAAUAAUAGCAACUAAACACCAGUGAAGCUUGAAAAUAAAACAACAAAUUAACAAUUAAGCUUCCAGCAACUGCAGUCUACAGCACAAACAGCAACAGUAAAAUUUGCUUUUACAACAACAGUAACAAGCAAAUCGAACGUCAGCAGCAGCGUAACCGUUUUUGCAGAAAAUUAUCUACCGGUGUUGAGCGUGCUACGGAAAAAUAUACAAAUAAGUCUAGAAGAAUUCUUAGCCUCAGCACCAAUAUAUUUUCAUCGUUUUGUAAUCGGAAGAAAAUAAUGUUUGUGACUUGUACGGCACGCUGAGGGAUUCUAUGGAAAGGGCAACAACAAACAUUGAGAAUUUACUAGCGGAAGAGUUCAACAGCAGCUUAGUUUUAUACAAGUGUUAUUUAAGCGGUUAAAUUACUAAAACGGCACGACUUUCGUUCAACUCGAACCCAAUCAAACACCAAGAAACACGUACAAACAUACACAUUGAAGAUACUCACCACGCAUCAACAAUUCAGCGUCAAAACAGUAACGCGUUACACCAAGUGAUAACCAUAAAAAAGUGUAAAAAUGGGUAAAGAUUAUUAUAAAACACUGGGUAUACCGAAAACUGCCACCGACGAGGAGAUUAAGAAGGCCUACAGAAAAUUAGCGCUACGCUAUCAUCCGGACAAAAAUAAAGCCUCAAAUGCGGAGGAGAAAUUCAAGGAGGUGGCCGAGGCGUACGAAGUGCUCUCCGAUAAGAGUAAACGUGAGGUGUACGAUAAAUAUGGCGAAGAGGGUCUGAAGAGUGGAGGCACUCGUAACGGCACCACCGGCAAUAAUACCUUCACAUAUCAGUUCCAUGGUGAUCCACGGGCGACCUUCGCCCAAUUCUUCGGCUCGAGCAAUCCCUUUGCGUCAUUCUUCGAUAUGGGCGAUAAUCUAUUCGAUAAGAAUGUGUUCGAUUUAGAUACCGAACAUGAUUUCUUCUCAUCGCCAUUUGGUGGUUUGGGUUCACGGCAUGGACUAGGCGGUGGAUUCAGGCCUUCAUUUAGAUCACAUUCGUUCAAUGUGCAUACGCCAUUCAAAAAGGAGAAACAACAAGAUCCACCUGUCGAACAUGAUCUCUAUCUAACAUUGGAUGAAAUCUACAAAGGUUGUGUGAAAAAGAUGAAAAUAUCACGAAGAAUUGUACAAGCGGACGGUUCGUCCAGGAAAGAGGACAAAUAUGUAAGCAUAUCGAUUAAACCGGGCUGGAAAUCUGGUACAAAGGUGACAUUUCAAAAGGAAGGCGAUCAAGCCCCCGGCAAGAUACCAGCGGAUAUUGUAUUCAUCAUUAGGGAUAAACCACAUGCGAUGUUUAAGCGAGAAGGCAGUGACUUGAGAUACACGGCGCGCCUAACGCUCAAGCAGGCUCUCUGCGGUGUGAUCUUCCAAGUUCCUACAAUGUCCGGCGAUCGUUUGCGCAUCAGCACCGUGAUGGAAAUCAUCAAACCGAAUACGGUGAAACGUAUACAAGGCUACGGCUUGCCCUUCCCUAAGGACCCAUCGCGAAAGGGUGAUCUUUUGGUGGCGUUCGAUAUACAAUUCCCGGAAAAGUUGACCUUCGAACAAAAGGAAUUGCUCAAGGACUUGUUGACAUGAGAGUGCAAUAAUACUAGUAAGCAGAGUUAAAGAAACAGUAGCAGUGAGCUAGAGCGUAGAAAUGAGUGCGCAGAGUCUGUAUAUAUAUAUAUAUAUAUGUAUAUGUGUACGAAUGAGGCAAAUGAGUGAACAGAAACAAUAGAAAUAAAGAAUUACUUAUAUAAUAGGAACAACUGCAGCUGAUACCCCACAUACAUACAUUUACAUCGCCAUACGAGAGUGAAUCUUUUUGCAGACACCAUUACAACAAAGAGGCAGUGCGUAAAAUUUGCCAGUAUCACUAACAUUUACUGCCCAAAAGAGAAAAAAACAAAAAACUCUCGCUCUCUCUACCAUCUAUCAACCGUCUGCUUUGUCGUUUUUUUCCGAUCAACAAACUCUUUCUUCACUCUCUAAACUUUUUUGUUUUGUGACAAAUUACUUUUACUGUCUAGAAUUUAUUUAAAUUAAAACGGAAAAUAAAUAAUUUUUGUGUAAAGCAACUAAAAUUACAUUAAAUGCAACAUCUCUACGUCCUCUA
This is a messenger RNA of Bactrocera oleae (olive fruit fly), 2687 nucleotides long. RefSeq names its product dnaJ protein homolog 1. NCBI's taxonomy places the organism in Eukaryota, Metazoa, Arthropoda, Insecta, Diptera, Tephritidae. Gene Ontology annotation, cellular component: cytosol. The record is from RefSeq and is a predicted model, not a curated record. Gene Ontology annotation, molecular function: protein-folding chaperone binding.